This is a messenger RNA of Impatiens glandulifera, 669 nucleotides long. RefSeq names its product RNA-binding protein cabeza-like. The transcript has a single exon. The record is from RefSeq and is a predicted model, not a curated record. NCBI's taxonomy places the organism in Eukaryota, Viridiplantae, Streptophyta, Magnoliopsida, Ericales, Balsaminaceae. Bases 1 to 669 code for a protein of 222 amino acids.
AUGGCGACAAAAUCAAGCAAUGUUGACCGAAUUGCGGUUGUACAACUAUUGAUCAUCAUGCUAGCUCGAGCUCUCUUUGGUGCCCUAGUUUGUUGUAGUGCUAUUACUACUGCAAAGGUUGUGGAUAGAAAAACGAAGCUGACGAAAAGUGUCGAUGAGUCUCAAGGCAAGAAAAUCUCACAUUUCUCCGUUGAGGUUGAAGGUGGUGAUCAUGUGGGUCGAGUUCUAGUUGGUGGUUAUAGUAAUGAAAAAGAAUCAGAGGGAACAAGUUACCACAAAAGUGGUGACUUGGGAGGAAUUAGGCCCAACCAAUUAGGCGGCAAAUAUAUUGGCUGGGGAAUGGGCGGUGGGAUGGGUGGUGGAAUAGGAUUUGAUAAUGGGUACAACCGCCUCCAUGAAGGAAUACAUAGAGAUGAGAGCCAUAAUGGAGGAUCAUCCAAUGGUGGCGGUUCAAAGGGGAAUGACAAAGACAAUGAUGAUAAUAGUUCCAAGGGCAAUAACAAAGGUGGCAGUUCAACGUGGAAUGAUAAAGACAAUGAUGAUAAUAGUUCUAAAGGAAAUAACAAAGAUGACAAUGAUGGUAGUUCCGGGUAUGAUGAUUACUAUUGCGGAGGUGGUGGCGUCGGAAGUGGUGGUGGUCGCGGCGGAGGUGGUUGGGGAUAUUCAUAG